Ectocarpus siliculosus is the source of this 1557-nucleotide messenger RNA. The record is from the annotation of a GenBank genome assembly. NCBI's taxonomy places the organism in Eukaryota, Phaeophyceae, Ectocarpales, Ectocarpaceae.
AUGUUCGACGUGGCGCGAGACAUCACCGAAGAGAUGUCGUCCCUCCGGUACGAGGGCCGCGCGUGGAUAUGGUCACGUGUCCAAGGCUCCAGGGAUGUUGACUACCAGAUGUCUCGACAACCGCUGAUAAUGGACUUCAAGACGUGUACUUAUCUCUUCGGCGGAGCCUCGUACCACGUUCACUCCGAAAACGAUAACUCCAAGUUCUCGCACAUACUACCGGGUGUUCACGACAUCGAUCUCAUGUGUCAGAUAAUCAGCGUCGAUACCGAAACCCCGGGGGUGCCCAGGACUGACCAGGUCAGUCCCUUUGAUGAACACGUAAUGAAGGAUCUCAUGUCCAGGGAUAACGAAGAUGUGCUACAUCAACCCGGAGCCGCCCCGUACAUAUUUCGAAAGAUGAUAGACAGGAUGAAGAGACGCCUCGAGUCUGUCCGUCCAACGAUGUACUACUACCGCAGGACGGAUUCCGGGUCGGACCCAGACGAGAUAUUGGUCGUCCCUUCGUCCAUCGGCGAAAGGGUCGAGGGGAUCUUUUACCAGGAAAUUGUGAACGACAUAUUCCGCGUUCUUGUUGCACAAGAGGCCGACGACAUAAAGGUUCAGAUCGAGGUGACCGUCCAGAUGGGUGACUUCACCGGCCACGAUCACGUGUUCGAGAUCGUCAUUCCAAACAAGCUCAUGCGCGUCCGCAGCGACUGCGACGAGCUCGUCAAUGUAGACGGCAUCUUCCUCGACACGAAACGAACGCUCUUUCAGAAAAACAUGAUCUCCGCUAUACACAGGAGAUACAUGGCAGAAGCCUUGGUUGGCGUCGAAGGACAGGAGUUUGAGGCUCUCCACGCUUUCGGGAAGUGUGCCCUCGAUAUACUGAGGCUGACGUACAUCAUCCUCACGGACCUGGAUUCCGAUUCUCCUUGGGUAACGACCCCUAUUGACGUACACAGGUUGAAGUGGAAUUUGUUCGUAGAAAUGAGGAAAACUGCAGAUUUUGUCCAAAGGACGCCGAUAGAUUACUUUGUUGAGUACAUGGAGUAUCUGGCACCCUGCAUCGACCGAUCGGGCGUGGGGGCGUUCCGUCUUGAGCGGAACCCUGUCUCGUCCGAAUUGAUGGCGGAAAUACUGAGACUUUUUUCUAAUUUUUCCUCGGAAUUUCUGGGGAGAGAAACAGCGAAGCUGGCCAAGACCGUUCACGACGCCUCGGAGGCGAAAGGUCUGCUGUUUAAACCGGUUGACCUCCUGGUACGCCAGAUCCCACCCCACAAAAGAAUGAUGGAAAGGAUGCAGACGAGGUACAUGGAGGAUUGGUCCAGCAGGGAUUUCGAAGUACGUGCGGAGGUACACAGGUACCCGCGGGAGUUCCACGGGGGUCUGUUUCAGAAGAGGGGGAGCAAGAUGUACGUCACCCUUGAUGACAACCUUCGCCAUGUCGUAGAACGCUACUAUGUGAAGGGCACCAGGAUAUAUUUCGACCUAGACGAUGGAAGACGUGUCAGCGUCGGUUCUUUCGAGUUCAACGGCAAGGUUCUGGACGCCAUCAGGUUACAAAGCAUGUGA